Trematomus bernacchii (emerald rockcod) is the source of this 1423-nucleotide messenger RNA. It is a transcript of the gene cbln4, whose product is annotated as cerebellin 4 precursor. The transcript has 3 exons. The record is from RefSeq and is a predicted model, not a curated record. Lineage: Eukaryota; Metazoa; Chordata; Actinopteri; Perciformes; Nototheniidae. Gene Ontology annotation, molecular function: protein binding. Bases 310 to 933 code for a protein of 207 amino acids.
UCGGAGAGGGACUGAGGGCUAUGGACGAUUUAUCGACAGAUUCGCCUCUCACACUGGAGCAGUCUUCUCCAAAACAUUUAUCUACUUUUGUCACUAGCUUAAAAUAAAGUAUACCUAAAAAAUGAAACGCAUAGACAACAAUCGGUGAUUUCUGAUUCCCUUUUUUCUGCAAAAGAAGGCUUAGAGUUAUUAUUUUUUUGUCUCAUUUGGAUAUGGCACACAUUUGGAUCCAGUAAGAGCAUUUCACAGCGUCAGACGCGUCUGCUGCGGGGGAAACCAGCCGGAGGGACUCGGAACUUUGCGUGGCACAUGAGACGCUCUCUCUUUUCGGAAUCAGGCGCAGAGGGAGCCAUGGUGAACUAUUUCAUACUGGUGCUCAGCUGGACUGUGCUCUCUGAGGUGGCCACAGCUCAGAAUGACACGGAGCCUAUUGUCCUGGAGGGGAAAUGUCUGGUGGUGUGCGACUCUAACCCCACCGCGGACUGGAAGGCUUCGUCCUCUCCGCUCGGCAUCUCUGUGCGCGCGGCCAACUCCAAGGUGGCUUUCUCUGCAGUCCGGAGCAACAACCACGAGCCGUCGGAGAUGAGCAACAAAACGAGAAUAAUCUACUUCGACCAGGUUCUGGUGAAUAUAGGAAACUACUUCACAUUUGAGUCAGUAUUUCUGUCCCCUAGAACAGGAAUCUACAGUUUUAACUUCCAUGUUAUUAAAGUGUACCAGAGCCAAACUAUACAGGUGAACUUGAUGUUGAAUGGGAAACCAGUCAUCUCUGCCUUUGCGGGUGACAAAGAUGUAACUCGUGAAGCGGCCACCAAUGGUGUUCUGCUUUAUCUAGAAAAGGAGGACAAAGUCUACUUAAAGCUGGAGAAGGGAAACCUAGUUGGCGGAUGGCAGUACUCAACAUUUUCUGGCUUUCUUGUGUUCCCGCUGUGAGAAAAAAUGAAAGGAAAGAAGAUUGUAAGCAUCCUGACUUCUUCAUAAAGUGUUGUCACUGUAUAAUCAAAACAUUGCUGCUCCAUCUUGCCAAAAUGUUGAAAGGUGAUACAUGUAGAUGGGAAAGGAUCCAAACAGAGAGAAGACAUAAGAGUUUGGAAAUCAUUCAAGUUCUCUGGAUGUGAGUUCACGUCCAGAUGAAAGAGACUCGGUGAGCUAUUAGAUGUUUCUGCCAAUCAAGCAACCUGAGAGAGGAAGACUCCAAAUCUAAAAAAUACUUUUCCCAGUUCAACGUGGCAACUGUUGCAUUCAAGUACAUCUGCCUUUUGGGUGUAAACUGUAUAUGCUUGUGUUACUUGUGUAACGAAUCAUCAAAUAAUGACAUUGUAAGUAUUUUUGGGGGGUAUCUGGUCAAGAGAUGAUGGUGGUGCCACUUUGAUGGAAAACAUUUAUUUGCUUUAAAAAAAGAGUUCAAUGCUUAUUGUAAUGC